Acaromyces ingoldii is the source of this 5625-nucleotide messenger RNA. RefSeq lists its product as hypothetical. NCBI's taxonomy places the organism in Eukaryota, Fungi, Basidiomycota, Exobasidiomycetes, Exobasidiales, Cryptobasidiaceae. The transcript has a single exon. Gene Ontology annotation, molecular function: ubiquitin protein ligase activity; ATP binding; ATP-dependent chromatin remodeler activity. Gene Ontology annotation, cellular component: nucleus. Gene Ontology annotation, biological process: DNA damage response; protein polyubiquitination. The record is from RefSeq and is a predicted model, not a curated record. The coding region runs from base 1 to 5541 and encodes 1846 amino acids.
AUGCCGCCCAAGUUCAAGGCGAGGAGGCUCGAUCGGGCCGCCGUCGAGGGCGCCAGCGGCGGCUUCUCGGCCCGUGCGCCGGCUGCGUCGCCGGCUGCGCAGCAUGCAGCGGCCUCGUCGAGCACGCUGCGCCACCCGAAGCAGGGCCAGGAGCUGGGGCAGGAGCUGGGGCAGGAAGAGAUAGGUGGCUGGCGAGAAGCGAACGCGACCGUCGUCCCCAUCCAGCUGAUCCACGAGCACGGCCGGCCGACGUGGUCCCUCGCAGACGACCAGUCGGCGCCCCGGCUCGCCCACUUUCCCGAGGCUGAAUUCGAAGACUGCUCCGCAUACAUAGACUUUGGCCGGCUUCUCGCGCAGGAGGAAGCUCAUGGUGGCUCAGAUGUGGCUACAGACACCACAAAGAGCGCAGGAAAGCGAAAAGCAAGGGACGAAGACCAGGAUGAAGAAGAGAAAGACGAGCUCGAGGAGGGCCUGCCGCUGCUCUCGACGGCCUGCCUCUUCCAUGUCGCGCCCUGGGAUGCUGCCGUCGAGCGUGCUUUAAAAAAGCUUGCGGAAAGAUCGAGCGGCUUGUCAUUCGGUGGCGGCGCGUGCGACCGGCUCUACGUCGCCGAGGUCGAGGGCCGAGACGAGGCGAGCGUGAUGCACGAGAUGCUGCACCUGGCCGACGGCGACGGCCGCCUCCUUCUCCGGGUGCCCCUCGUCGACACGGACCGCAUUGAAGCCAGCCGGCUGCCCCACCGCUUCACCAAUGGCUCCUGGCUCUCUGCGUGCGAUAAAGAGCGGUGGAAGGGCAGGCGUAGUCUGAUCAGCACCUCGAUCGACGUCUGCUUUCCACGCCGGCCCGUCGUGCAGCCACCGGCGACACCGGCGAAGCUGCUCACGCUCCAGCUUAACAUAUCUGUCCACCUCCACGAGGCUGCGCUUUCGCCGUCGGCUCCGGUGCCCAGUGCGGGCGAGGCCGAGCUGCUGCAGCGGCUGAUGCGCUUCGCAAGCCCGUCGGAUAUGCGCGACGAGGCGCUGCGCAGGCGGCCGAUGCAGGAGAGCCUCGUCUACAGCGGCCUGCGCGCCUCGACGCUGACCGACGACGUGGCCGCACUGCAGCCGCCGGGCCUCGAGCCGAGCCUGAUCCCCUUCCAGCGCCGCUCCGUCCACUUUCUCCUUGGCCGCGAGGGCAGGUACAUUGCUGGGGCCGACGCCGACGCCGAUGGGCAGGCCGUGCUCGGCAGCCUCGACGAGCAGGGCAAGGUCAUGACGCACGCCGGCACGCAGCACGUCGGCCUCUGGUGGGAAAAGGUCGACGACGGCCUCUACUACAACGCGCUCCUGGGCACCUUUCGCAGACACGCCAGCGAGACGAGGGCCGACAACGUCCGUGGGGGUAUCCUCGCCGAGGAGAUGGGCCUCGGCAAGACUGUCGAGGUGCUCGCCUUGAUCCUGCUCAACCCCGACGCGGGCCGGUCGCAGGAGCCGAGCUACUACGAUGGAGAGCAGGACAUCGAGGUGGCGCCAACCAAAACAACGCUCAUCGUCGCCCCCGAGGUGCUUCGCCAGCAGUGGCUCGAUGAGACGGCCGUACAUGCGCCCGAGCUGCGCAUCUUCAGCUACCUCGGCUACCAGGAGGCCCGCCGCGCGCUGCACAACAACAACGGCGGCACCACCUGGCAUGACUUUGCCCGCCAGCUCGACGUCAUCGUCGUCUCCUUUGACACGCUCCGCAAGGAGCUCAACGUGGCCAAGAAGGAGCGGCCGCGGUCGAGGCGCUUUGAGCGCAAGUACGAGCGCCCACGGAGCCUCCUCGUCCAGCUGGCUUUCCACCGCGUCGUCAUGGACGAGGUCCAGCUCGUGGGCCACAGCAUGGCCGCCGAGACGGUGAGCCUGAUUGCGCGCAACCACAGCCUCGCCGUCAGCGGCACGCCCGUCAAGCAGCUCUCGGACCUGCAGUCGCUCCUCCGCUUCCUCAAGGCGCCCGGCCACUUUGGCACCAACACCUACUGGAACCGGCUCAUGACGCCGGCCAUGGCGCCGCAGCUACGCCGCAUGCUCGAGGUCCUCGGCACGCGCCACACAAAGGAGCAGGUGCGCCACGAGAUGAGCCUGCCGCUCCAGACGCGCACCCUCGUCCCCAUUGACUUUACUGCUAUCGAGUCGACGUUCUACCGCGACAUGUACCACCGCACCCUCCGCUCGAUGGGCCUCGACGACUCGUCGUCGCAGAGCACCGCGACGCUGCGCCAGAUCCGCCAGCGCUUUGCCGCCGCCGCUGCCGCGUCUGACGGUGGCGGUGGCGGUGGCAGCGCCGGCAGCGACGACUCGUUCAGCCUCGCACGGCUGCGCAGCGACCUGCUCCACCUCCGCCAGGCGUGCACCCACCCGCAGAUUGCCGCCGGCCGCGGUGGUGGCGAGCGCAACACGCUGGCCGUCUCGAGCCAGAUCCGCUCGAUGGACGAGGUGCUUACGGUGAUGCACGAGGGUGCAAAGGCCGACGAAGCCUCGACCCGCCUCUCGCUCCACCGCCGCAUGAUUGACCGCGCCGUGCUGACGCUCCAGGACAAGGGCCAUGCGGGCCGGCACGAGCUGGCGCGCGCACGGCUUGUGGAGGAUGUGCGCCCGGCGCUCGAGCGGCGCGUCGAGGAGAUCAAGCAGGACCUCGUGCGCGCCCGCACGAUUGGGCCCUUUUACCGCUUCGAGCCGCACGAGGUCGACGAGCGCGGCGCCUCGGAGGAGGUGGUCGACGACGAUGGCGAUGGCACCACUGAAGACCCAACUCAGCUACAGCAACAACAGCAGAAGCAAAGAGACCGCCUGAGGCAAGGCCUGACGCAGGCGGAAAAGGACCGCGAGAACAGCCUGACGGAGCGGCGCGCACACCGGCACAGGCACGUCGUCAUUGUGCAGAACCGGCUCCGGUCGGUGCUGGAGCAGCUGCAUCGGUGCAACCACUUUCUGGGCAACAUCUGCUUCCAGCUGGGCCAGCUGCAGAAGGAGAAAGAGGAGCAGCAGCAGAAGCAGCAGCAGCAGCAGCAGCAGCAGCAGGAGAAGGAGAAAGAACAGGAGCAGUAUGGGCACGAGGGACAAGGAAAGGAGCAAGGGCAAGCGCAGAAGCAGGAACAGGAACAGGAGCACAAGGUCAAGGACGAAGGGGGCCCAGAGGAAGUCUCUGCCGUCGCAGCGAUGGCGGUGGACGACGAGGAGAAGGAGCACAAGGCCGUCGACGACGCAAAGAACGACGAGCCCGUCUCGGCCGAGGUGGCCGAGCUCAAGCGGCAGGAGGACUACUGGUACGACCGGGCCGAGGAGGUGCGGCUGGAGCUGCUCAAGGAGUCGCGCCACGUCGUCGAGGCCUCGCUCCGGAGCUUUGCGCGGGGCGAGCUGGAUCUCGCGGCGCGCCACCGGCCCUUUGUCACGCAGCAGUUUGAGGCUGGCGGUCUGACGCUCGAGCAGUCCUUUUCCCGCCUCGACGAGCUCGUGGACCUGCUCGACCGCAACGCCGAGGUGGUGCUCAAGUGGCGCCACGACAUCAUCGAGCGCCUCCGCAAGCCCGUCAGCCGCGACGUCAGCGCAGAAAACGAGCUCGACGACCAGUACCAGGAGAACCUCGACGCACAGGCCGAGGCCGAGGCGCUGCUGGAAAUGUACCGCGUGCUGCUGUCGGAGCGCGAGCUCAUCGUGACGGGCGUCACGACGCAGGGCGCGACGAGCAAGCCUGCGCUCAUGGUCCAGCUCGAGCACAGCGACCGGUUGGCGCGCCGACGCCACCUCCGCCUCGCCCAGGACCCCAACAACGUCGAGGUGCUCGAGGAGCUGGAGCAGGGGCUCACCGAGGAGCAGCUCGAGGUGCAGCGGACGCAGCUGCGCCACUUUGAGAAGCUCAACGAGGAGCGCAAGGCCGUCUCGCUCGAAGCCAUCGGCCGCGAGGAGGGCCACUUUGAGACGGUCCUCCGCCAGCUCCGCGAGACGUCGAACCGCGUCGAGCGGCGCGAAGAGGUCAAGCUGGCCCGGAUGGCCAUCGACAAGAUCCGCGAGCUGACGGCGCAGCAAAAGAGCCUGGGCGAGCGCCUGCGGAGGGAGGCCAGCCUGCUGUCCAACGUCUUCAACACGCGCAGCUCCUAUUUUAAGCAGAUCCAGGAUCUAUCGGACCAGGUCGCCGACCUCGAGACGCGGGACCUGCAGAAGGACACGCUCGCUGCGGCAAAGGAGGAGCAGUCACUCAGGGCAAAGGCCGACGGCAUCAGCGCCAGGCUGCGCUACCUCGCGGCACUCGAAGCAGAGACCAUCGGAGGAGCAGCAAAGGCAGCCGCUACGACAGGCUCGACGUCGGCCGCAGCAGCAGCAAAUGAGGAGGCAGCUUCAGCGACGACAAAAGCAGGGCAAGGCACCGAGGACAACGACGAGGCUGGACCCGGUCGGACGUGCGUCAUCUGCACCGAGCCACUCGUCCGGGCGGUGCUGCUGGGCACGUGUGGCCACUGGACAUGCGAGGACUGCUUCCGGAGCUGGACGCUGAAGCGCAGGGCCUGCCCCAUCUGCAAGCGGCCCGUCAAGGCCAACGAGGCGCACAGAGUCACCUACGGCAAUGCAUCCACCGCCACCGCCGCCCCUACCGAUGCCACUCGCUCGUCUGCGCAGAUCCAAGACCCGAUCAAGGCCAAGCUGCAGGCUCAGCGGGAGCGGUACAACGUCAUCUCGGACGAGGCACGCGAAGACGUAGCCAGACAGCGGCUGCAGACGAGCCUGGGCAGCAAGCUCGACCUCCUCACGCGCCACCUUCUCCAGCUGCAGACCGACCAGCCGGGCACCAAGUCGCUCAUCUUUACUGCCUUUUCCCGGGGCGUCUCGCUCGUCUCGGACGCCCUAUCUCUCAACGGCAUCAAACAUGUCAGGCUCGAGACGGGUGGCAAGGCCGGGGCCAAUGCCGUCGACAACUUCAAGAACGACUCGUCGGUCAAUGUGCUCAUCCUCCACUCCGAGGCACAGAGCUCGGGCCUGAACCUCGUCUGCGCCACGCACGUCUUUCUGCUCGAGCCCCUCGUCAACCACGCCAUGGAGCUGCAGGCCAUCGGUCGUGUGCACCGCAUCGGCCAGACGCACGAGACCAACGUCUGGGGCUACGCCGUCAACAGCACCGUCGAGGAGCGCAUCACCGAGAUGGGCCGGCGCAAGCAGCAGCGGAGCCUGUUUACGCACGCCAACUGCCGCUCCACCCACCUCCGCGACUCGGCCUCGCUGGCGGCCGAGGCCAAGGCGGCACGCAGCGGCGAGCGCGCCUCGGCCGCCGGCUCGAGCACGACAGCAACGACGGCUGCCAGGCAGGGCGAGUUCGUCGCCAGCCUGGACGACAUUCUCGAGAGUCUCUUUGACGAGGAGUCAGACGCGCGUCCGACCAGCGUCAAUGGCAACGGCAGCAGCAGCAGCGACAUCGUCAAUGGCGAUCGCAUUGGCUCUGCUGAAGACGAGCGGGAGAAAAUGAGAAGGGAGCGGCUGCAGGCCAUUGAGCGCAGACAGGCCAUGGCCUCCAUCGAGCAGGAGCGGGGAACGCGAUAGACACUUAACUUAUUCAAGACAUGUACGUGUAUGAGUAGAUCGACCGCCUAGUUUUGUUGUACAGUAAUCUAUAGAAGAGUCCCU